AUGGGUUCGGUUGACUUUUUUAUUCGAAAAAAGGAAGCACUUCAUAGUGAAAAACGUGUGCUUGUUCAGGCUAGUACUACUGAUAAGUCACUUUUAAUGUCUUCUUAUUUAGUUGCCAAAAGAAUAGCCACAUGUAAAAAACCAUAUUCUGAUGGUGAAAACCUUAUUAAGCCUUGUCUCAUUGAUGUUGCUAGCACAGUCUUUGGUCAGUCUGCUGCAGAUAAACUGAAGCAAAUACCACUUUCAAAUGACACCAUUGCUCGUCGAGUUUGUGAUAUGUCAGCAAAUGUGGAGGCUCAACUCAUUGAAAAACUUAAAAAAUCAAUAUGGUUGUCACUUCAGUUAGAUGAGUCAACUGAUAUUGCAGACAACAGUGUUUUAAUAGCCUAUGUACGGUAUGCAGAUUAUGACAUGGGUGAUGUGGCAGAAGACAUACUUUGUGUGUGUACAUUACAAACAUACACCACUAGCUCAGAAAUAUUCAGAAUAUUAAACGACUACAUUGAGAAUGCAGGUCUACAGUGGAAAUACUGUGUAGGCCUAUGUACUGAUGGCGCUGCUAAUAUAACAGGUAGGCAUUCAGGAGUGGGUGCUAAGAUAAAAGAAGUGUCCCAUCCCAACAUAAUGCUGACACACUGCUUUAUUCACAAAGAGCACCUGGCUUCAAAGAAACUGUCCCCUGAACUCAAUGAUGUUCUUACACAAGCCACAACACUUGUAAAUUAUAUAAAAAACUCUGCUCUGAACUCCAGAUUGUUGGCUGUGCUCUGUGAAGAGAUGGGAUCAGAUUACCAACACCUUUUGUACCAUACAGAGGUAAGAUGGCUAUCAAGAGGUAGAGUGUUAAAGAGGCUUUUUGAAAUGAGGAAGGAGGUAGAAGUGUUCUUACUGAGCAGAAAACAUGAAAUGGCUGGUUUAUUUAAAGAUGAAGAAUGGGUGGCUAGACUUGCUUACCUGAGUGACAUUUUCUCAAAGAUAAAUGAGUUAAACUUGGGUCUGCAAGGAGAAAUGACAAAUAUUUUCACAGCAGCAGAAAAAGUGGAAGGUUUCAAGAAGAAACUAUCUCUGUGGGUUGAAAUGAUUGAAAGAAAUAAUUUUGAAAUGUUUGCAGCAUUCAGUGAGUUUCACCAAGAAGACACUGGCUUUGACUUAGAAGUUGUAAAAAAACAUAUAAAAGAACAUCUUGAAGCACUUUUGAAGGCAUUCCAAAGCUAUUUUCCUGAAGAAAAAGAUCCCAGGAAAGAGAAUAUGUGGAUAGUCAAUCCAUUUAUUGGUCAUGACAACAGCUUGCCUUAUGAAGCCAAAGAAACUCUAUUGGAACUCUCAUGUGACAAACAACUUGAAAAAGAUUUUCAGAACAAAAGUCUGACCAAGUUUUGGAUGAAGGUGAAGGAGGAGUAUAAACACUUACAUGAAAUAGCCAUCAAGUUUCUUCUCUGUUUUGCUACUACUUAUUUGUGUGAAACUGGUUUCUCAGCCAUGACACUUUUAAAAACAAAACAAAGAAACAGGCUUCAUCUUCAGGAUUGUUUGAGACUGGCUGUUACUAAUCUGAAACCGCAGUUGGACAAACUAAUAAAGGAAAAGUGUCAGCAAAAGUCACAUUAA
Bombina bombina (fire-bellied toad) is the source of this 1608-nucleotide messenger RNA. RefSeq names its product zinc finger MYM-type protein 6-like. Lineage: Eukaryota; Metazoa; Chordata; Amphibia; Anura; Bombinatoridae. The transcript has 2 exons. Bases 1 to 1608 code for a protein of 535 amino acids. The record is from RefSeq and is a predicted model, not a curated record.